CCCCUCUUCAUGACAGUCAAGUAAAACGUAAAUACUCCAGCGCGAUGGUUGUUGCUUCUCACGGUUUCCAAGUACAAAGAUAGGUGUAAGUCAAGAUGGCUGAGAAGCCUGAGAAGGAUGCUGUGAUCCGAACACUGCUGGCGUCAGCUCCCCAGAACUUAUCUCUAUCACAGCCCAGCACUCCAACACAGUCACCACACAAGCAGGCUGGGAAUUCAGGUGUCAUUCACCCGUCCUUCCGUCGGCCGAGUUCAGCAUCACGACCCACUUCUCCACGUGCUCUGGGCUCCUCACACUCAGAAUCAGACGCAAGGAUGAAGAAUUCUGGGGAUCCACACGCAAGGUUCACAUCAAUGCUCAGACUGGCCAGUGGGCAGGUACGGGAUGUAGAGGAAAGUGAGCCAGAUGUUGUGCUGAUGGAUCACGCUUAUGCUCGGCCGUGGAAUUGGCGGCCAGAAGCCUCACAUGCUCGACCUAGGAAGAUGCUCUUCAUGUCAAAAUCUUCUCGGCAAAACCGCAGCAGUCAUAGCAGUUAUGACGAAAUAAUUGACGUGGACUCAGAGCCAUCCCCUCCACCCCCACUGCCCUACGAUCUGAACAAGGCCCAGCAGGUGAUGAGCGAGUGUGAGCGCCACGUGGUCUUCGCCCGUCUUGACCAGAUCAAGGCAGAGGUUCCCCACCAGGAGAGGGAGGUGCCCGAGGAGGAGGAGGAGGAUUGGGAGGAGAAGAUACCAAAGAUUGGAUGGACAGAACCUCAGAUGGCCCUGUUUAACAAAGUUGUACAGAUCCUGGACUCUGACAGGCUGGCACGCCUCAGUCUCAAAGAUUCAGAUAAUGAACCGGUGAAGAGGAGGGCACAAGUUGACAAGACAGCGGCCAAGUUCAGACAAGCUUUAGCAAGAGUGAACUGGGACUCCAAGCUGACCCAGUGGCUGCACUCCAUCCUUCUCCAGUACCUGAGUCUUCCUUACCUGGCUGCCUAUCUUGACAUCCUCCAGACUCUAAAGUCCAAAAUUCCAACCCUGGUGGAUAAGAUGGUGGCCCUAAGUAGCACCCAUAGAGGAGCCAGCGUGGAGGCCCUGAACCUCCUGUUGAAGAGACCGUGGGACCCAGCUGUGCCCUCGCUCAAUCAGCACAAGCCGCGUAAACUGGAAGGGUCUGCAAUCAUCAUACAAGUUCCAAGUGGUCCCCCCUCAAGCAUCCCUCAGGCACCGCGGAGAAUACGCUUCUUCAAUGCACAGCUCCACCACAUGGCCAAGACCGUUCCAGUCAUGAUUACACCAGAGAGCAAUGAUGCUAGUACUGUGCUGGAGCAGAUACUGUCUGAAGUGCGAGCACGGGUGGUGGAGUGCAAGAGCCAGUACCCCAAUAGUCCCAUUGUGCUGCUGGGCUGGGGCAUCGGGGCUGUCAUUGCGUGUCAUGUGAGUAUGCACAGGCUUUCAUAUUUUCAGUGUAAAAAGUUUGGAAGGCUUUUGAGUGUGGGAGUUUUCCUUGAAAGCAAUGAUGCUAGUACUGUGCUGGAGCAGAUACUGUCUGAAGUGCGAGCACGGGUGGUGGAGUGCAAGAGCCAGUACCCCAAUAGUCCCAUUGUGCUGCUGGGCUGGGGCAUCGGGGCUGUCAUUGCGUGUCAUGUGAGUAUGCACAGGCUUUCAUAUUUUCAGUGUAAAAAGUUUGGAAGGCUUUUGAGUGUGGGAGUUUUCCUUGAAGUAAUUGAGGAUUGUUUUUCAGCUUUAUAUGAAACUGGAUUCUGUAUUAGGAGGGAUAAUACUUGA
Messenger RNA from Penaeus indicus, 1772 nucleotides. RefSeq names its product KAT8 regulatory NSL complex subunit 3-like (gene Rcd1). NCBI's taxonomy places the organism in Eukaryota, Metazoa, Arthropoda, Malacostraca, Decapoda, Penaeidae. The coding region runs from base 96 to 1772 and encodes 558 amino acids. The transcript has 11 exons. Gene Ontology annotation, cellular component: NSL complex. Gene Ontology annotation, biological process: positive regulation of transcription by RNA polymerase II. The record is from RefSeq and is a predicted model, not a curated record.